AUGAAGAGGAAGAGGAAAAUAACACGCGAUGCACGCGUAGAUAAGCGCCAGAAGACCGAUGCUCCACUCAACGCUCAACCAACAUGGCCUUUGCUGCGUCACUACUAUCCGGAAGUGAACACCCUAAGGCACUACCUCGUUUCGAAGUUGUCGGGCUCAAAGAAGCGGCAGAGAAAACUGUUGCACUAUGGCCGAUCCAAUCGUGUCAGCCCGUCUACGGUUCACGAUCAAGCUGUGAUAAGACUACUCGACGAAAUAGUGAUUGGAACGGCGGAAAAGCUGGAAAGCAUCGAUGCGGAAUCCCUCGAGGAAGACAUCACCAUCUUCACUCAGCAGCUAUCCCGAUCGGAGUGCACCAUCUCCCCAACACAGGGAUCGUUGAGCCAGGCGGAGAUCGUCGACUUCGCCAUCUGGCUGCUUUUCAAAAGGCAUCAAGGUCUGCAUAGACCAUCUCAUCUCCUGGCUCACGGCUUCUCGAAGUUUGCCGGUGGCCCAAACAGUGGCGAGCAUUGGGGGGUCGUUCCCGGCGUGCCUGGGCUCUGGUCGAGCGGAAGCAAUCGACAUGUCGAGGCGUUGAAGGCCCACCCCUGGGCUGCAAUUCCCCGACUGCUCGGCAAAGGCGCCGAUGCCAUCCUCAGUGAUUUGCUCUUACGCUGUGGCGUUUUCGAAAGUGUAAGCCAAAGCAACAACCUGAGUCAGAUGAGUGGACCGCCUCUGUGUGAUCUGAAGCCGUUUCCUCAGCCCGAGAGAACAUCAAAGAGAGCCUCCGCGGCAGCGGGUAUCGCAAAGCGUAGUAUCUCCGACAUACGCUUCAUCCGUCAUCGUAUGCUCUACGCUAAGCCCGGGCUGAACGAGCGGGCGCAGCCAGUUGGUCUUGGACGUGCUCAUGUCCUUAGCAGAGACCUCGACGUUGAUGACGAGCAACAGACCGUGCACGUUCUCAAGUACAUCUUCCCGCGGCAAUUCGAUCUGCACAACGUCUUCACCUCCUCAAGAGAUUCAUCGAUCUGA
This is a messenger RNA of Neohortaea acidophila, 1011 nucleotides long. RefSeq lists its product as uncharacterized. The record is from RefSeq and is a predicted model, not a curated record. Gene Ontology annotation, cellular component: telomerase catalytic core complex. Bases 1 to 1011 code for a protein of 336 amino acids. Gene Ontology annotation, biological process: telomere maintenance via telomerase. Gene Ontology annotation, molecular function: telomerase RNA binding; telomeric repeat DNA binding. The transcript has 4 exons. NCBI's taxonomy places the organism in Eukaryota, Fungi, Ascomycota, Dothideomycetes, Mycosphaerellales, Teratosphaeriaceae.